GGCGCUUCGUAUGUUUCUUUUGAUUCAUAACCCCAAGGCUAUUGUCUGUCUUCUACUCAUAUUUUCAGGUCGCGCGUUAGAGUGUAUCCCUCCGAGAGGUGCAAGACAUGCUGACAUUCAUGCCGAUAUUAUCUAACUUGUGCUGUUGAUCGAUCACCAUGCGGCCCUGCCAUCAACGUCAAACGAUGCAUCCGACGUCGACAGGGCGACGUUGCACAUUUGACACUAACAUUCUGGGCGAACUGAUUCUCAGGUAGCCCCAUGCAUAGCCAUGUCAGUAGCAUUGCCUUCUGAACUCGUCGACAGGAUCAUCGAUCAUCUUCAAACCGACAAGCCAUCUCUAUUUGCGUGCUCUCUGGUUUGCAAGCUUUGGCAAGUUCGAAGUCGCUACCACCUCUUCCGGCGAGUGCGCGCAGAUCCAGUGCCCCCCGACGAGGAUAACGGCCCAUGGCAAAUGGUCCCGCCUUUCCCGGAAGACAUAUUGCAUUUGUUCUUUUACACAGAGGAACUCUAUCUAUCUCACUACCACGAUGGUUUCUCUUCGCAAUGGCUGGACGCUACUCUUCGGCAUAUGCCUCGCUUGCAAUCGCUUACCUUAGAUAUUUCGUAUUGGCGCAUGGACGAUACAUCCAUCUCUUUCGUCUAUCCUUCCAUCCAUACGUUGUCACUGCUCCAUGUCAAACUGGGUUAUGAUCAGGAUGAUGAACACGUGUCCCGCAAGCUCUUUCAUAUAUUUCCCUCUCUCCGUCACCUUAGCAUUCUGGGAUACCCUCCAUUCGACGACUUGCACCCCGAUAUUCCGUCAUCAUUUCCUAACUCAUUGUCAUUGGAAUCGUAUUCCGGGGAUGAUGGAAGCAGUGAAAUCUCUAUUUUUUUCCUCCAGCGACUGCGGUUAACCUCCUCGCUUGAUUCGUUGGUUCACUUGGACAUGGGCACCGUCGAAGAUCCUGACUUAGUUUACGCUCUAAAGACUCUUGACCCACGUAUCAAGAAAAACCUCCGCUCUUUUCGUGCCGGAGUGAAUGAUGCACAGCUCACUGAAGGAUGGAGCGCACUGUCACUCCAUGACUUUACUUCACUCACAUCUGUCACCGUCUUGAUGCCCGGAUGGCACAUUCUGGUACCACAUUACCGCGCUUUUCUCUCAUUUUCGACGUCUGUGAAAAAUGUCAUAUUUCAAUUUACGACCCCUCCCUGGCAUUGGUCCGGGGACGCUGCCGAUGCGAAUGUGUGGGAGGAGUUGGAGAAUAUGGCACUCCAGAUGAAGAGCUUACGUUGUCUUGAGUUCACUAUUAACUAUGACGCACGGAUACACCUGUCUUCUUUGCCUAUCACGGCGGUAGAAGCCCAGUUGCGCAGGCAUCUGCCCGUUUUGGAUGAAAGGCAUUUAUUGCGAAUUUGCGGUUCUUCACACUUCCCGUACUUUCCUCAAACUUCACGUUGGCUGGCAUCUUAACUUCAAUGGUCACAUUUUGAAAAAAAAUUCUGAGGUAAAUGUCAAGAUUAGGGUGAGUAGAAGGAAAUGUAUGGAUAAGGUACAAAUAACGUGCUGUAUAUACCAGCUGCCAGCAUACUCAUAACCCUCGAAUUGGCUUGAGAUGGAGACCGUAAACGCCGGUGGGCAAAGGAAUGUAACGCUUCGGAAUACUCAACAUUACUGUAAGAAAGAAACAAGUUUUUUUUUGGCAUUGGCAUGCAUUCUCCGUUAUGUCAGACCCAUCAUUUGACUUAACAGCUGCAUGAGUUAGAACACCUGAUAAUAUUGUCCUGAGGUGUUCUAAUUUGCACAGUU
This is a messenger RNA of Somion occarium, 1792 nucleotides long. The record is from the annotation of a GenBank genome assembly. Lineage: Eukaryota; Fungi; Basidiomycota; Agaricomycetes; Polyporales; Cerrenaceae.